Molecule: messenger RNA, 690 nt
Organism: Phycomyces blakesleeanus NRRL 1555(-)
Lineage: Eukaryota; Fungi; Mucoromycota; Mucoromycetes; Mucorales; Phycomycetaceae
Exons: 4
Coding region: 1-690 (229 amino acids)
Source: RefSeq, a predicted model, not a curated record
AUGACUCAAACCCUUUUACAACAAUGGAAUGAUUUCAAAAGAGAAACCCCCAAGGUAUGCUAUGGCAUAGCUUUAAUCGGUGAAGCAAGCCAAUGUCUCGCUCAUGCAUUUACAGAGGUAGCCACAUCAUAUCAGAACGAAAUUGUUGAGAAAUUUGCAAAUAAAUUAAUCUGCUAUCUUUGGUAUCAUAUUCACACUAUGUUUGUGAGCAUGAAUCCAAACGACGUUCAUAAUAUUGCUCCUCUGAGGGACAUUCUAAAUACCAGAGUAAAACUGAAGACUCUGUCAGAAUUCCCAGCAAAAUUCAUUCCUUUACUGACGCGCUUACUUUCUUCCAUUGAAUCUGAACAUAACAGCCACUGCGAAUACGAUAUGAUGAGAAUACCUCUUCCACAGAGGUUUAUCAAGAAGUCGAAGAAUCGUAUCUCUCAAUAUCACAUGACCAGUUCAACAAGAUACAGUUCUGAACUUAACAAGUUAAAGAAAGACAACAGCACCAACAUCAUAGAAAGCGCGAUUCCUACCGAUAAGACUUCGGGCCCAGAAAAGUACCUGCAACAUGUUGCUUAUAUCCGUCAGAACUUAAGCACGCUAUUCAAGUUUUACAGUGCUGUUACAGAAAAAAAGCCGCUUUUUCUUGUACCAAGAAAAGCAAAAGGUACCAGAGUUGAUGGUGAACAUGCUGCUUGA